Molecule: messenger RNA, 2396 nt
Organism: Cuscuta campestris
Lineage: Eukaryota; Viridiplantae; Streptophyta; Magnoliopsida; Solanales; Convolvulaceae
Source: the annotation of a GenBank genome assembly
GGCCCAACACUCCUGAGAGGGAGAAUACGGAGUACUCUGUGCUAAAAUUUACAGUGUACUCCUGAAGAAGUCGGCGAUCGAACGUUUCCCCGUCGGACGUCGCCGUCGGUGUUGAUAGAAAAGUAUUGCUGCACUUCAGUUUCUAAGCUUCCAGCCGCUGCCUACUUGCUGGAUAUUUAUUAGGUGUUGGAACUUUUAUGUCCUUGUCUCAUUAUACUUCAAGAGCUGAUGGAUCGAGCACCUCAUGAUUAUGCUGCUGCUAUGGCAUUUGCCUCGCAACAGCACCCACAAGCUAAUUUGCAACACCACCACCACCACCACCACCAACAACAGUUUGGUUUCCAUCCACAACAUCAACCAUUUCCUCAGUUUUUGCCUCCACAACAACAAUUCCCUUACCAUCGCCCACCACAACUUCAUCCUCAUGCUCCACCUCCUCACCUCCUUCACCUACAUCAGCAGCAACAACAGCAUCCUUCCCCUAUAUCUACCCCCGGCUUUCCACCACACAUUCCUCCUCACCUCACAUCCCCAUCUCCCUUCCAUGGCCCUUAUGAUUCUCCGCCACUACCUGCUCCUCCACCAUCUGAUCCUGAACUCCUUAAGCGCAUUGAUAAAUUGAUAGAGUAUGCGGUCAAGAAUGGUCCAGAGUUCGAAGCCAUGAUCCGUGAAAAGCAGCAAGACAAUCCAGCUUAUGGUUUUCUGUUUGGGGGUGAGGGACAUUAUUACUACCGUUACAAACUUUGGAUGGUUUCACGACAGCCAGGUGGCCCUUUUAAUGUUCCUUUCCAGUCUUCUCAUAUGCAAAUGAUGCACCCUCCGAAUCCCAUGAUGAGUUCAUCACCAUUAACUGCUCCCCAGUACAAUGGUUCGCCUGCUGCCUCAGCAUCAGUUUUAGGCCCACCUCAUUUACACCAGCCCCCUUUCCCACCCUCCUAUGAUCAGCAGCCUCCUCUGUCUUUUGCACGUCCUGAUUAUGAUAACUACAGGUCUUCCAAUUCUAGACCUCUUCCUCCUGAAAUUGAUAUGGAGUUGAAUAAUGUCCUGAACAAUCUUACUGGCACCAAGGAGUCAAUCAAAGGUGCCAAGAAUUGGUUCAUGCAAAGGUCUCCUUUUAUACAUGCUUUAGCUGAAGCUCUUAGAGAAAGGGUGUUUUCAAUGGACGAUUCUGAAAGGCAACUCCAUAUUGUUUAUCUUGCCAAUGACAUUUUGUUUGACAGCUUGCAACGAAGAUUGAAUCCUCAUGAGCUUGACAAUGAGGCACUUGCAUUUAAACCCGUGUUGGCUUCUAUGUUGGCAAGGGUGUUCCAUAAUCCUCAAAAUAAAGAAGAAAACCAGUCACGAUUACAGAAAAUUGUGCAGUUUUGGGGCUCCAAGGAAGUUUUUGAUCAGGAAACGAUUCUUGCAUUUGAAAAUGAAAUGGUCGGUGGGCCUCCUUCAAAUUCUUUUACAGGUCCUCAACGUGACUCAUCAACUCUUGCUUCAGAUCCCUCUGCUGCUACAGGAGGAACAGAACAAAAUGCAUUAGAAUGGAAAGCUGAUGGGCAAAGUCCACUCCCAAUUUUACCAGAUCAAGACAAUCAUAUUCCUCACAUCCCCUCUGUGGUUAUCCAGCACUUCCAUCCCACUUCUGUUCCUGUUCCAUUUUCAGGGUCUAUCCCCUUGCCCUCUUCACUCCCACCCUCAGUUCUCCCUCCAACUCUGCCAGCGAAUUUGGGUGAGAAGUUGCCCACAUAUCCCUUGUUCCCUCCUGGUCUUAUCCCCGGGAUGGUUAGAAAAAUGCAGAUAGGCAGCGGAGUGCCUUACUCCCCUCUAAGCCCUUUGGAUAUCCCAACUGUUAUACCGCCCUCUACCGUCUCUCAAUCUGAAAUCCUUGAAAGGGUAUCAAAAUUUUUUAGGGAGAUUGAUGAGGUUAACCCUUCAGAAGGACCGAUGAAGCCGUCAUCUGGUUCUCCCGAUGGGUAUGAUGAUUAUGAGAGAGAGCCCCCAACACGUAAAGGAGGGGCGUGUAUCCCUCCCCCUCCCAAUCUGCAGGAUUUCGGUGCUGUAAGUUUGGAACCCGAACCAAAUCGUUCGGGUAGACACGAGGCUAAUUCAAACGAGGCAAGUCAAUAUGAUGAUGUUUACAGUUCUUACAGGAAGGAGAGAAGCACCAACUACCAUUCCUCAAUGAGUGCAAAAGCUCCUUCCACCACCAGGUAGAGUUAGACAUCUCUGUGUUUCUUAUUGAUUUUGAAUCUAAUGUCAAAUAUUUCUCAAAUGUGAGAGUUUUUGUCUAAUGUUGCAAAUCAUACUGGUUUGAACUUUGUAUAUCUCCUCAUUGAUAUGUAAUGGUGGUUGUCUCCCAUUUCACAACACACAGUUGGAAUUCUCUGCAAGUUCAAGGUGGUCAUAUU